GGAUGUGCAGAAGCCUUCUGAAGAUGAGUGGGGGAAAACCGUGGAAGCCAUGGAAGCCACCCUGAACCUGGAGAAGAACCUGAACCAAGCCAUUUUGGAUCUUCAUGCCUUGGGUUCUGCACGCACAGACCCCCAUCGCUGUGACUUCCUAGAGAACCACUUCCUGGAUGAAGAGGUGAAGCUCAUCAAGAAGAUGGGUGACCACCUACCUAACCAACCUCCGCAGGCUGGCUUCCCCUCAGGCCGGGCUGGGCGAGUAUCUCUUCGAACAUCUCACCCUCAAGCACGACUAGAGAACCCCAGAGUCCAGCAGCCUCUGGAGGCCAUCUGUGCAUCGCGUGACAUCAGGGUUUCCACCUGAGCCUCUCCCUCUAGCCAUGGGCAACUUCCUAACUAACCACCCCGGAGCCUUUC
Molecule: messenger RNA, 414 nt
Organism: Perognathus longimembris pacificus (Pacific pocket mouse)
Lineage: Eukaryota; Metazoa; Chordata; Mammalia; Rodentia; Heteromyidae
Product: ferritin light chain-like
Exons: 1
Coding region: 50-361 (103 amino acids)
Biological process (GO): iron ion transport; intracellular iron ion homeostasis
Cellular component (GO): cytoplasm
Molecular function (GO): ferrous iron binding; ferric iron binding
Source: RefSeq, a predicted model, not a curated record